Molecule: messenger RNA, 1122 nt
Organism: Ostrea edulis (European flat oyster)
Lineage: Eukaryota; Metazoa; Mollusca; Bivalvia; Ostreida; Ostreidae
Exons: 3
Coding region: 1-1122 (373 amino acids)
Molecular function (GO): protein binding
Source: RefSeq, a predicted model, not a curated record
AUGAUUCUGAAAAUAAUAGUCAUCCUGGCAUUUCAGUCUCUGUGUCACGGAGCAACAUUCCCUAGUGGUUGUACCUACGAGGAAUAUACAAAAGCAAUAGGUGUUUAUUCUUGUGACUUUACAAAUGCAACAUUUCCCGUCGCGCUUGGAUCAUUUUCGAGUCCAAACCCACAACGACUGAAAAUCACAUUUUUCACGGGUAACUUGGUAAGUGCCAGCGUCUUCUCGGGAUUCAAUGCCUACGAUGUCUCCACGUUUGAUACAAACUACAAAGCCUCGCUUGAAAUUUCCUGCGCCACUUCGGGUACACUUGGGCUUGCUACAACCUCCUUUUCCGACAUGACCUAUAUCCAGGAAUUACGACUCGUGGGUUGCAAUCUUAACAACGGGAUCCCAGCCAACACAUUCAAUGGGAUGCAGUUAGAUUACCUAGAAAUCGACAGGGGGAUCAUCGCCUCAACGGAUGCAUCAAGUCUUGCUGGCUUGACCAUUCAGAGACUUGCCAGCGUUCCCAACCCUAUCGGAGGCUUCACGAUAAAGAAUGCCCAACUGACCGCCGGAGAGCUGGCCACCAAUUUCUUUUCUCCUAUCACUAGUGUGGUAUCAAUCACCGUGGACAAUGCAAAUCUCGUCAAUUUGACCACCGGAAUGUUUUCUUCAAAUACUGCUGUACAAACCAUCAACUUGUCCCGGAAUAAAUUCACCAAGGUCUCCUUCGAUCUUUUCAAUGGUUUGACGUCCCUCACCUCCAUUAACAUGACGUACAUCGACUGGGAGUAUAUGAAAUGGACCCAAUAUUAUUUCAAUGAGUGUGAAAAGAAAGAUUUUUGCUUUGGAGUUCCAGGCGUCGUGUCCGGAAUCUUCUGUUAUCAGUGGCAUCAGAUUUUAUUCUACUUUCUCCUGAUGAUUGCUUUCGUUGUAUCCGCAAUUGCUGUGUUCAUCGUGGUGAAUGUUCGACGAAAGAUGAUGCAGAUUAUCCGCGAAAUCGAGGCUAAGAAAAGGAAAGCUUACCGCAAGGUCAAAGAGGCGCUUGUUCGAGGAAGAGAUGGCCAGCACGCGCCCGCAUCGACCACCAUGGGUGGCAUGAAGGAACGAAAGUGGAUAGAAACCAUCGUGCCAUAG